AGCAACCUACCGAAACUUCUGCAUACACCAGUGCAGCAUCUAGAUGACAGCGACAUUUGGAAGGUGGCUGACUACUUAUCAAACUCUUCUCAGCUGCCUGACAAUGAUGACGCUAGCAAGCUGGACAACCUCUACUACAGAAAAAUGCUGGAGUACAUCUUCGGCUCUGGCGUAAAAGAUACUGAAGCCUCAGCGUCGGAUCCCUUGCGUAUCGUUGUGAAGUUGGAUAGCAACCGUCCACGCAGCAGGACUACAUGGCUCACAGCGGGACCACCUCCAAACAAGCCGUCCAGGACUGGCACUGGACUCCGGGACCGGCCUCGCAUGAGCCGCCCCAGGCACAGAGCCGCACCUGAGGCCCCCCAGCGCCGCGGCGUACCCCUCUCCACCCGAGACCGCUUUUACUUCUUGCGCCACCUGCGCGCGGACCUGCCGGCGCUGGACCAGGUGCUGGCGGAGGAGCCGGAGCCUCCCGAGCCGGAGCCGUCGUCCACCACCGAGCGGCCCGAGCAGCCGGACCGGACGGCGCAAACGGCCGACCAGCGCCUGCAGGACGUGCUGCGCGGCAUGGUGACGUACGGCGAGGCCGCUGAGGGCGACGAGGGCACGCUGGAGGAGGUGCGCCAGCUGGCGGCGAGGGAGAACACGCGGCCGUCACUGCCCCGCCCCGGGAAGGACCUGUUGGAGCUCAUCGAGGACAAGUCCAUCUCGAAAACGCGCCGCAGGAGGGACGCGGCGAGGACGGACAUGAAGCAGCUGACGGACUUCAUGUCACAGGAAAACUACUCGCAAGAGCUGAUUAACAGCUUCCAGACGGGCGGCGUCAAGCGACACAACUCGAUCAAGAAAGAGCUACGCGAGCCUAUCGACAUUGAUAUGCACGGCAUAGCGGUCAUGGCGGCGUCGCUGCGGAAGCGCAGCGCGCCGGUCCAGGCUACCACAGCAGACCGGCUGGACGUGACCGCCACCGAUGUGGACAACUUGGGGGUCGACACCAUCGGGCGUGCUGUUCGCAACCCGAGCGGCGAUUCCAGCGCCACCUACGACAUCAUCACGGCACCGGGCCGCUGCCACAUAUGCCAUUCCCUCAGGGUCCGCGCGCCUGGCACGCGACGCGUGCUGGACAAGAUCCGGAUCGCGCCUGACCUGCCCGACAUGAUGACCCUGGACCCGGAGGACGUGCUGGAGAGCGAGGAGAGUCCACUGCUGCCGGUGCGCGUGAUCUCCGGCGCCGAGCGCGACCCGUUCGAGGUGACUGAGCGCGGCGCGCUUGUGUUCGAGGAGAGCGAGCGGCGCCCCACCUGGAGCCCCUGGGGCCUCUGGGGGCCCUGUUCAGUCACCUGCGGCCCCGGGCAGAAGGCGCGCUACCGACACUGCGUGCAGGGGCCGCGCUGUGAGCCUGGCGAGCGAGAGUCAGACUUCAAGCCCUGCCUGAGGAGGUCCUGCACGCUCCCCGUACCCGCGGGGCUCCUGGACGCCUUUUGA
Molecule: messenger RNA, 1485 nt
Organism: Pollicipes pollicipes
Lineage: Eukaryota; Metazoa; Arthropoda; Thecostraca; Pollicipedomorpha; Pollicipedidae
Exons: 3
Coding region: 145-1485 (446 amino acids)
Source: RefSeq, a predicted model, not a curated record